AUGGGGAGCUCGGCCUCGUCUCUCGCUGCAGAGACCGAGUCGGACCAUGGCUUUGGCAGUACCUCCUACCCGUCGUCUCCCCCCGUGGGCUGGCUCAGAAACAGCCACAGCAGUCCGGUGUGGGGAACCACCUUCAUCACACGGCAGCACCAACAGCCUGUGCCGCACCGAGAGCGCAGCCAUUCCCACUCUCCUGGCUCCAUGGCUGCAGCAGUGCGAAGCAGCGAGUGGUCAUGUGGACGCUGCACCUUCCUGAAUGCAGGCGCGGCGCCCCGCUGCUCCAUCUGCGAGGCGCCGCGCCAGAAACCCGAUCUGAACCAGAUCCUGCGGCUGAGCAGCACUGAGGAGCAACGCUGGGCCUGCCCACGCUGUACGCUCAACAACCCACAGGGAUCCGGAGCCUGCUCGGUCUGUGGCUUCGGCCCGUCGUCCGCCACCAACACCCCGCCUACCACAACCAUAGCCGUCACUGCCAAUGGCCUCCCAUCUGCUCCAACUGAGCCCCCGACACCUGCAGUCACCCCCACGGUACUACUUGAGCCCAAUGGACAGCAUCCGGUCAAAGAGGACGUGUUGCGCCGCUCGGAGAGCAACGGAGAAGUGAGUGGCCAUGAAGGGCAGAACCCCGGUUGGGCUUGUGCGCGGUGUACGCUCCACAACACGCCAGUGGCUCUAUCAUGCUCAGCCUGCGGCGGACCCAGAAAACUGUCUCUGCCUAAAAUCCCCCCAGAGGCACUGGUAGUACCUGAAGUACGUACGCCUGUCGUCGGGUUCCCUGUUCACCCAGCACCGUCAGCACCCUUAGUCAUCGACCUCACAGAUGAGUCCAGCACCCCCACUCCAUCUGAUCCUCAAGAAUCUCCCCAAGUUUCGUCACAGGGUCUCUCUUCGCCUUAUCCAACAUUCCCCUCCCUCCAAAACAAUCCCGUGCCCCGCAGCCGGAGAGAGGUUCCCCCACCAGGCCGCCCGCAAAACCAAGGAACCAACAGCCCCAGCCCCACCUCCCCGUCCACGGCCGUCGUGCCCCCUCAGCCGGGCCCGCAGCGGCCAGCCAAGCCCAAACAUGCACAACCCCAAGAACCUUCGUACCCCAGCAAACGCCUCAGCAUCUUGGAAGAAGAAGACCCUCAGCACCACCCGCUGACUCCGGCUAACCCCACCUGGAAGUGCCCUAGCUGCUCUUUGCCCAAUGCUGUUAGCUCAGCCAAGUGUGAGGGCUGCCGAUCGUCAAGGGCCGGCGCUGACCUCAUCGACCUAGUAGGCUGUGAAACGGUACGAUUUACCCCUGCUAGCCCAUCCAGUCCGGACUUUAGCACCUGGGUGUGCUCCAAGUGCACCCUGCGGAACCCCACCGGCGCACCCAAGUGCUCAGCUUGUGGUUCUUCCAAACUGCACGGCUUUCAGGAGCAGCAGACCCCUCUGGCCCGCUGUUGUCCACACUGCAGCUCUGCUUCGUGCUCUUGUCCACCCUCCUCCACCCCGUCAGGUCAUAAAGCACGAAAACAAGCCCGGGUCUUCCCUUCCGCUGCCGGCGCUUCCUCCGGUUCAUCUGGCCUCCAGGAGAAAGCAGGACAGUGGAGCUGCCCUGCAUGCACGCUUCUCAACGACGUCAAGGCCAAGAACUGUGCAGCGUGCCACACAGCGCAGCAGUACCUCACCCUUCGCAAGGUGGUGAAGCCCCUGAAGAGGAGGGAGAGCAUGCAUGUGGAGGCUCGUCGACGGAACGAUGAGGGAGAAGCCAAGGAGCUCUGGGAGAACAUCGUCAGCUUCUGCAGAGAGAACUCUGUGAACUUCGUGGAUGACAGUUUCCCCCCAGGACCUCACUCCGUGGGCUUCCCCGAGGGCGACAGCGUCCAGCAGCGCAUCAAAAAGUGGCUGCGUCCCCACGAGAUCAACUGCAGCAACUUUAAAGACAGAGGUGUCAAAUGGUCCGUCUUCCGCACGCCGCGGCCCUCCGACAUCCUGCAAGGGCUCCUCGGAAACUGCUGGUUCCUGAGCGCGUUGGCAGUGCUGGCGGAGCGACCGGAGCUGGUGGAGAGAGUCAUGAUCACCAGAACCAUCUGCCCGGAGGGCGCCUACCAGGUCCGGCUCUGCAAAGACGGGACAUGGACCACGGUGCUGGUGGACGACAUGCUGCCCUGCGACGACUACGGAUACCUUCUCUUUUCACAGGCUCAGAGGAAGCAGCUCUGGGUGGCUCUGAUCGAGAAGGCCUUGGCCAAACUCCACGGGUCCUACUUCGCCUUGCAGGCAGGGCGCGCCAUCGAGGGCCUGGCCACUCUGACUGGGGCGCCCUGCGACUCCCUCAUGCUCCAGGUCAGCUCCACUAAUCCCCGAGAGGAACCCAUCGACACCGACCUGAUCUGGGCCAAGAUGCUGAGCUCCAAGGAGGCUGGGUUUCUAAUGGGAGCUUCGUGUGGAGGCGGGAACAUGAAGGUGGACGACGCCGUUUAUGAGUCCUUGGGUCUGAGGCCCAGACACGCCUACUCCAUUCUGGAUGUUCGUGAUGUUCAGGGUUACAGGUUGCUGCGGCUGCGUAACCCAUGGGGCCGCUUCUCCUGGAACGGCAGCUGGUCGGACGAGUGGCCGGACUGGCCUCAGCACCUCCGGCACGAGCUGAUGGCUCAUGGCAGCAGCGAGGGCGUCUUCUGGAUGGAGUACACCGACUUCAUAAAAUACUUUGACUCAGUCGACAUCUGUAAGAUCCACUCAGACUGGCAGGAAGUGCGUCUCCAGGGCUGCUUCCCCAGCAAAGCCAGCGGCCCGGUCACCGUCACGGCCCUCACCGUGUUGGAGCGCACCGCCCUGGAGUUCGCUCUCUUCCAGGAGGGAAGCAGGCGCUCGGACACGGCCGACAGCCACCUGCUGGACCUCUGCAUCAUGGUGUUCCGCGCUUCGUUCGGCAGCGGCAACAAGCUGACCCUGGGCCGUCUGUUGGCCCACAGCAAGCGGGCCGUCAAGAAGUUUGUGGGUUGUGACGUGAUGCUGGAGCCGGGGGAGUACGCGGUCGUCUGCUGCGCCUUCAACCACUGGCAGAUGAACGUGAGCGGGACGGGAGCUCCGCCCACGCCCAUCUCCAGUCCCACCAGCGGGGCGGCCCGCCGGCCCAGCCACGACUUUCCCGGCUACAUUCUGGCCAUCUACAGCUCCCGCCAGGUGAUGGUGGAGCAGGUGGAGGCCACGCCCACCACACUGGCCGACGCCAUCAUCCUGCUCACAGAGAACAAAGGAGAACGACACGAGGGUCGUGAGGGCAUGACCUGCUACUACCUGACCCAUGGAUGGGCGGGGCUUAUCGUGGUUGUGGAGAACCGCCAUCCCAAGUACUACCUCCACGUUUCCUGUGACUGCACUGACAGCUUCAAUGUGGUUUCCACGCGCGGCAGCCUCAAGACCAUCGACAGCGUUCCACCUUUACACAGGCAGGUGCUGGUGGUACUCUCCCAGUUGGAGGGAAACGCAGGCUUCUCCAUCACCCAUCGCCUCGCCCACCGAAAGGCGGCGCAGGCCUCCCUGGGCGACUGGACUCCCACCAAGGCCACCCACAGCCCCCACCUCACCCCUGACAUUGAUGGGCUGCACAGACCCAGGCCUCUAUGACCCCUGCCUUCUUCACCCCCCACCCAUAGACUUUAACUCAACAACCUGUCAGACCACUGAAAAAAAUCAAGCAAUGGUAGAAAAGAGCUGUGGGGAGCCAUGAGUUGCAGAGGAAGGCGAGUUUUCUGGUUUUGGAAGUGCGUAUGAAUGUGAAGUCUACAGAGCGUUUAUUGGAUCUCCAGAUUUUUUUUUUUUUAGCCAUGUGGAAGUGCCAUUUCGGGAUGAGAAGAGGGGAAUGGGCCUCGACUGGAUCCAGACCGAGACACCAUGGGAAACUAGUUCAAGCUUAACUACUGAGCCAUGGCCCCGCCCACACUCAGUUACUCACUUCCUCCACACGUCGUCCUCAACAGGAUGCUCACCAGUCCUCAGUGUGGUACAUUAUGAGCCAAACCAGCUGAGUUUACAGCGUAAUUAAUGUUUAUUUUAUAUUUAGUCUUACUUGUUUUGUAGCCUGACCUUCACCACCUUUUCCAUUAAGGUUGCAGAUGAAGCCAUUACUCACCCAGUGCAGUCUGUUCCCACUCAGAGUAGCUCAAGACCAAACUUUGUUUCUGUCAUCAUGUAAGUGUUUUGUAGCAGGCUGUCAGAAAGCUGGAUUUAGUGUCCAUCUUUUUUCUCUGCUGUGACUCUGGUACCUUCCGUCUUUUUAAAAAUACUGAAUCAGGAAGAAAAUCUCUGCUUGGAUUAGACAACACACACCUCCUUUCUGAUGGAUUUUCUUCCUGAAAGGAAUAGUUCAGAGUUUUUAAAGUGUUUUUUUUUUUUUUAGAUAUCUCUUGAUGUUUUCCUGGAUCUGUAUGGUAAAUCUGAUGGCUAAAACCAAAAUGGACGUCUGCCAUUAUAAACCUCUCCAGGUUUUCAAAAACGCAUCAUAAAAGUUGUUUUUUUACACCUUUAAAUCCUCAUUACUGCACAGAACCCUAUAAUUAUUCGCACAGGAAAUCGUUGUUGGAGGUGGUGCGUCACCAAUAGUCUUCCUGUGUGAAACUCAUUCUAAGAACAAAAAGUGAAGCAAAUAAAUCAAAUAGCUUUAACAUCUAGAAAAGCUCAGAUCAAAAUUUAUUGUUGAAUCUUUGCACUGCAAAAACAUAAAAUCCCACCAAGUAUUUUUGUCUAGUUUCUAGUGCAAAUAUCUUAGUACAAUACGACAAAACUAACUUAAAAGGACAUUUUCAACAAGAUAAAGCAGCUUGGUUUAAGUCAGUAAUGCUUUAUGAUUGAUUAAAAAAGUACUAGUUCCAGUGGCAUUACCAUCUGGUUGUAAACAAUCUAUUUUCAUUCCCACUAGAGGUGCAGAAAAAAGUGAUUCUCUAGGGAAUUGUAAUUCCUAGUCCUGAAAAUUCUGAAUGGACU
This is a messenger RNA of Xiphophorus hellerii (green swordtail), 4956 nucleotides long. It is a transcript of the gene capn15, whose product is annotated as calpain 15. Gene Ontology annotation, biological process: proteolysis. The transcript is spliced from 12 exons. The record is from RefSeq and is a predicted model, not a curated record. Gene Ontology annotation, molecular function: calcium-dependent cysteine-type endopeptidase activity. Gene Ontology annotation, cellular component: cytoplasm. Bases 1 to 3600 code for a protein of 1199 amino acids. NCBI's taxonomy places the organism in Eukaryota, Metazoa, Chordata, Actinopteri, Cyprinodontiformes, Poeciliidae.